GAGAAUCAUUCAACCAUCAUGUCAUGAAUGAACGGUGGAUAGGAAAAGUUGCUUCGAGUUUGCUGCCCGAUUCGAAAGUGGAAAAUUACCUCCAAAGUGCAGAAAAUGUGUCUCUAAAUAUCGGAAAUCACUACCUCGGAGGUUUUGGCGUCCAGUUGAGGUAUUCGCGGAGUGAGUAGUGCAACUGAAAGGUGAUAAUUUUUAAGGACGCAAGAUGUCCUCGACUGGCCCUCCGGGCAGUUUGGGAUCAUCGUUUCCAGCAAAAAUGAUAGCCAAUGGGGGUGGAAAGCAACCCAAAGUGGAAAUGAAACCGACCAUUGUGGGUGGAGCGGCAGUUGGGAAAGGCCAUGGUGGGCUGUUACCCGGGUCUGGUGACAAACAUGAAUCAUGGCAAAUGGAACUGCUCAUGGAGCGACUUCGGAACAAAGCAAAAUCGUCACAGUACAAAUCGUUUCAGGAAAUGUCGAAAGCUGUUCGGAUGUCCUUACUGGAAAAACGAUAUGCCUUAGAUGCGGUAGAGAAAUCUAAUCUGCAGAAAACAUUAGAUAGCAUGCAGUAUUGUAUAAAGGUAACAUCCCGACAAGGCCUUGUGGAAAGGCUGGAUUGUCUUACUCGACAACUUGGUCUAAAGCUCAGCGAGGACACUUCAGGUUUGUUCAUUUCGUCCGAUAUGUUCUAUCUGGAGAUCAUCCUGGAUCCAAACGGAACCGUACAAGAUGUGAAAGUGCACCACGAAUGUAAAAUGAAACAGCAGAGCUGUAGUGAACUCGUUUCCUGUUUGCAAAGAGGGGAUUUUGUAGAUUUUACCACUCAAUUAGAAGGACUUGCCUCGAUCUAUCAGUUGAAUGCCGAAAAGAAAAUUAAAGUGAAUGCCUUCGUUGCCCUACAAGCACUCGAAACUGAUCUGUACAACCUCUACACGUUAUCGACUCAACAUUUCAGCGAUAUUCAUUCACUGCUGCUGAAAUCUCCCCUCGGAGUGGUACAGAAACGUCGAGGAGGACAUGCCAUGAAGUUAACUUACUACAUCGCUCCGUACGAUUUGCUCGAUUUAGAAGCGAGAAAAAUGAAACCGUUCAAUGCGGAAAUUAUAUCAGCAGAGAAGAUUGGGUAUAGUGUGGCAGUCAAUCUGGAAGCGUCGACCGCAAAUAAGUUACAGAUUCAACCACUGUUGAUCCAGCAAGGUAAUUCUCCCGUGUACAGUCCGAUUGAGAAGCACAAUUCCACUUCGCUACCGGCGACCUUUGUGCUCCGAUUAAACAAACCAAUGGCCUUGAAUUUGGCGAUGCUGAAACAAAUCAAACACAUCACUGGAGACAGUUCCGGGACCUCAUUCGAUCCGGCGACUGUCAGCUCCUGUCUGAUAAGUUUGAUUGUGCAACAUGCGUCCAAUGGCGUUGUUGAAAACAUCGCGAAAGGGCUAUUCGUGAAACUGCCCGAUCAGUAUCAUUGCUAUUAUAUGACCGAGAAUAAGAAUCUACAGGGUACCAUCAUCAGCAGCAUUCCAUUCACUGAACCGCAACACGUGUCUAAAAUUUUGGUAUUCCUGCGGCAGCAAGCUCUCUUCAAUCAACUACUCACCAGCUGUAUUCGCAACAACGGGUCAAGCAGCACUCGGUCCACCGAUUUCGAGCAUCUGGUGGUGUUCGAGGUGGCCGCUCUCUCGUGUCAGUAUAUUACGGUUUCACUCGAGCAUCCCUUUGAGGAGUCGCUGGCGAUGGUUGAGUUUGAUCUGCGGAAUAUCCUUUCGAUUCAGGUUCGGAUAUUUUGCAAUGGUUACGAAAGCGACGAACGAAUAUCGCAGCGAGUUUCGAUGAUUGUUCAGCGUACGAUGUCGAUCCCGGUGACGUUAUGGAGGCUGAUGAAGAUUUGGCAAGAGGAGUACGAGGUCAAAUUCAAGGGCCAAGGAAACGGUGGCGGAAAUGGCACUGUGGAUGAGGGAAAUUUUAGCUUGUCUAUGGGUCCCGAUGAAGGAGGAGGGAACGGUCCGGCAGGUCCCGGAGGAGGAGGUGGCAUCGGAAAUAACGGAGUUGUAGGAACCGCUUUGAAUGGACAACAUAAUGGAAAUUUGAAUGGAACUGGCUUGGUGCAUCCGGAGUUUUGCGAUGUGAAGAAAGUGAAGCUAGAACCGAUGGACGCAUCGAAGAAACGUCGAGGAAUGGAGGAUUUUUGUAGAAGCCCAAAGAGUAGUAAGGUAGAAUCGGAGGGAGGUAAUGAAAUGAUGGACGAGGAAGGCGAUGAUGAUUAUGAUGAGUCGACAAAUUUGAGCAGUGGCGACUCAAACUCUUUGGGUGGAAAUCAACAGACGAAUGUGGGACAGUCAUCAUCGUCGACGGCAACAAUAGUAACAAUGGGAGCACCAGCUCCGGUAAGUACCGUGGGACCAACAAACAUAAGCACUGGAAAUGCAAGUGAGAGCUCUGGAAACAGUUCUAUCCUUGGUAAUUUGGACUUUUCCUCUCUGGACCCCGAUCUGAUGAGAUCGUCUAAUAGUUCGGAUAUGGACGAUACUACCGAGGUUAGUGAAUCUGAAGUUAAAGCAAAAAUAGAAGAGAAGCAGCCAUCCUACGCAUCAUCGGUCAGCAUCACUCCAAUCGGUGUAGGAAAGUCUACGAGCUCGAUGACUAGUUCCGUCCUGAACAAUAUUGGUCUGGAGAAAAGGCCCGGAAUCGAAAUUAUUCCGUUGGCCAAUUCAGCAGCCAAUGUACCCUCCUCGAUAACGAUUACUCCAAUUCCUUUAACUACCUCUGGAGGUUCUAUGAAAAGCAGUGGCGACAACGGCAGUUCCGGAAACAUAUUAGAUAAAAAGCUUAGUGGAAGCAGUAGCUCUAGCAGCAGCCUGCAUCGGAAGUGCGGAAGUAGCAGCAGCAGUAGCACUAGUAGCAGCGAAUCUGACCGAGCAAAACUCGAGAAGAAAAAGAAACGAAGGCAUGAAGAACAAAUGGCUCAAUUGCAGCAGAUGGGACCACCCCAUAAAAUACUUUCCAAAAGCUCAGAUGGUCCCACCUCGCCAUCGAACAGCAGUCGAAAGUUUUCCGUAUCUCCCGUCCCGUUGAAAAGUGGGAAUGUUGGUUCGACUACCCAGAUGUUUCUUUCCUGUGGAAGCCCUGGUUCUGGUAGCAAAUCUAGCCCGAAGCACUCGCCUGUGCAUCACAGCAGUCCUAAGCAUCAGAGCAGCUAUGGAACCUCAUCACCGAAGCAUAUUUCUGGUGGAGGUUCAGGCGGCGGGAAACCGAGCAUGUCGGCUCUUAAAUCGGCAGCCAGUAGUGGUUCUCCCAGUUCAAAAACUGGUUCGUCUAAUAAUGCUGGAGCCGGAAAAGAGCCAAGCUCAUCAGGAAGUGGGAGCAAAAGUGGGAGCAGUGCGUCGUCUUCUUCUAGAGACCGCGAAAGAGACCGUGAUCGAGAUCGAAGCGAGAAGAAAUCAGGAUACUCGUCGUCUUCUAGUUCGUCUAGUCCGAAACUGAAAACUCCUGCCGUUAAAUUGCAGCAGCUUGAUUUAUCGAACUGUGUCACUCCACUGAGUGCGGGCGUGCAGCUGGAGCUGAUGAAUAGCAAUAGUAGUGGAGGGAGCAGUUCCGGAAGUGGCAGUAUUGACCUCACCGACAGUGGAUUGUUUGGUCUAGGUGUAACGGAUCUUUCUAAAAACGCUUCUGCCGCAAUGAAUUCAAUGUUAUUAUACCAGCAGGCAUUGAAACGAAAAUGUUCUCUUAGUGCUGUGAUCGACAAACUCAAAUCUGCCCAAAGUGGCGAUGAAAGCUCGCUGAUGCUACUUCCAGAGUUGGAUUCACAAGCUGGGUUUCAUUUAAAAGAUCCCUCAACUUCCGGUAAAACUGUCCCCUCUUCGAUAUCAUCGUCAACCAGCUCGACAUCAUCGACGUCGGUUCCAAACAUUGCCGGCGCUUCCAUUGGUUCAGCAUCAACAGCUGCUGGUUUAGCUGCACAUUUGUCCUCGGCAGUGGCCGCAAUGCAGGGAAAGAACUCGGAAUACAUGGUAAAACCGAGCUCAGACGGAAUCAAACUUACCAUUCAGAACAAAAAGGGUUCCAAAAGCGGAAGUAGUGGCUCUUCAUCGUCGAGCGGUUCCAAAAGCAGUUCAAAAUCUGGAGUCAAGUCAAGUUCCUCAAGUGGAUCCCAGCCACCUAAGAAGCUUCCAAGCUCACAAAGUUUUAGUGGAGCGUAUCCCCCGUCUUCUGGAAGCAGCAGCAGUGGAAAAUAUUCCUCUAGUUCCGGUACCUCUUCCAAAAUGCCUUUCCAGAAAUCUAAUUCCUCUGGAUCGUUAUCAAGUUCUGGCAGUGCGAUAAGGUCAUCAUCUAAAUCGGGUUCGUCGUCUUCGAGCGGAGGCAGCAGCAGUAAGGAUAAACCUCGUAGCAGUUCAAAAUCCUCGUCAUCAUCGGCUGCUGCUGCUGCAGCCGCAGCAGCCUCUUCAUUGAUGGUCACAAAUGCUGCAGCAAUGGCAGCUGCGACUCAAGCUGCUGUGAAUGCCAAUGCCUUAAAUGUGAUGAAGAUUCUCAGCCUCACAUCUUCAAUCCAUAAUAUGGAAGGUUUCGCCAAGACAUUGGACACCAAAUUUCAAAUUCCAAAAUUUUCUGCUAGGACUGGCACCUCUUCAGGUAGUGGCAGUGAUGUGGAAAAGUUGAAGCAAGAAUCUCGCCCAUCGUCUUCUUCAGCGCCAAAUACGCCCCUUCCCAGUAUUGCUCAAUCGCCGACUGGCGGCAAUGAUUUUCCACUUCCGUUUAACAAACUGCCCGGGGAUGUUUCGCCAUUGCAUUCGGCAAUGCUUCCUAACGUGAUGCAGAAAAUGUUCACCGGUCACGAUAGUUCAAUGCUUAUGAGACGGUCUCCAAGCCUGGACCAUCAAUCGUCUAAUAACAGCCGAGAUGGGUUUGCUUCCAUGUACGGAAAAGCAUCAACCACACCCACAACUCCGACCGGGUCCGUUCCGCCUCCCUUCCCAUCGCCAGGUAAUAUGCAAAGCCAUGCAAUGGAUUUUUCAAACAGCAGUGAUUCCGCCGACGCCUGCCUGAUGCGACCCCCGUCACGUCCCAGCAGUACCAUGUCAAACCACAGCUCAUCGGACAAACUCAUCGAUGCAACCACCAACAGUAACUCGAUGGACGGCCUUCGUAGCACAUCCCCUGCCCAAGCAUUGGCGGCAGCCGCCGUGGCCGCCCAGCUAAUGAACAAGCUCGACAACACUCAACAGCUUGUUGCUGCACUGAAGAACCACCAUCAUCAUCUCAGUGCCAUCGGUUUCAGCAAUGCGGCCGCUGUGGCUGCGGCAGCUGCUGCUGCUGCAUCGGCUUCAGCAGGUUCCGCCGGUCCGGGACCCGUCACGUCGCCGACAUCCGUCUCGGUUCACAUCAUGAAAUCGCCCGUCCCGAGCCCUCUCCCAUUGCACGGCGGUCCCAGUAGUGCCGGUGGACCCGAUGAGGACGAAACGCUCGUCGGGAUUAGCGGUAAAUGACAAUAUCGUGCCGUCGCCUUGCGUUGUACAUAGAUUGUAAUAGUCUUCAACAAUCAAAACGUAUGCAAGUUUCUUACGUGAAACAAACUGUUCAAUAUAAAUUAAA
Messenger RNA from Armigeres subalbatus, 5570 nucleotides. RefSeq names its product mediator of RNA polymerase II transcription subunit 1 (gene MED1). Gene Ontology annotation, cellular component: mediator complex. Bases 215 to 5464 code for a protein of 1749 amino acids. Gene Ontology annotation, biological process: regulation of transcription by RNA polymerase II. The transcript is spliced from 6 exons. The record is from RefSeq and is a predicted model, not a curated record. NCBI's taxonomy places the organism in Eukaryota, Metazoa, Arthropoda, Insecta, Diptera, Culicidae. Gene Ontology annotation, molecular function: transcription coregulator activity.